Molecule: messenger RNA, 4601 nt
Organism: Conger conger (European conger)
Lineage: Eukaryota; Metazoa; Chordata; Actinopteri; Anguilliformes; Congridae
Gene: ccdc186
Product: coiled-coil domain-containing protein 186
Exons: 17
Coding region: 318-3524 (1068 amino acids)
Biological process (GO): vesicle cytoskeletal trafficking
Cellular component (GO): trans-Golgi network
Molecular function (GO): small GTPase binding
Source: RefSeq, a predicted model, not a curated record
GUGAAGCUAACGUUGGAUACAUACUAGUAGUAACUUCACUAAGUCACGGCAAACAUUUAAAUUGGCGAGGAGCAAGAAGCCACACAAUCUCAAAUUCCGCAUUAGAGAUGCUUCAAAACGGUGUCCUUGAAUGUCGGAAGUAAUCCUGCAAGUAAGCGGACGGAACGAGGAAGCGUAAACCUUAUGCCGUAUACCGUAUGCUGUAUCCCGUAGCCGUUCAUUGUUGAUCAUGACAUUGGACUCUCCCUCUACGACAAGCUUUGUUGAUUGUAAACGGGAAUCUUCGCAAAAUUUAAGGAACAGACCUGAGGUUGAGAAUGGAGACGUCCCACUGCCAGAGCGACGACCUUCCAGGCCGUUCCCCACAGGAGGACUGUGAACAAGGCACCGUGGAGCCCUGCAGUGGGGUCCAAACCGGGUCAGGGCAGGGGACGGAGGUGGAUGGUUCCAGAAGGAAGAGGGGUACGAAACGGGACAGCAUAGACUCUGGGAGUGAGGAACAGGAUGGGGAGGAACCCAGCACAGAGAGGGAACGGAGUGCGGAGAACACUGACUCGCCUACUGACCCCGAGGGGGCAGCUACUACUGACAUCAGCAGCGGUUGUCCGAAGGAUGGGGCACAAUCACCGGGCCAGGCUGGCUCUGCCUCAGAAGGUGAAGGGAUACCUGCUGUCGAGGUUGUUUCAGGUCCAACUGUGGUUCUUAAUGGGGCCACAGAAACCACCCCCGCUGACUCAAUUCAUGAAGUCCCUGCCACUGACGUAAGCCAAACCCUUCUCAAAGACUCCACUCCGAGCAUACCCUCUGACUCAACCCAAAACCUACCCACAAACUCCUCUGAGAGCAUAGCCAAGGACUCAACCCAAAACCUAACCACAAACUCCACUCCGAGCAUACCCAUAGACUCAACCCAAAACCUACUCACAAACUCCACUGAGACCAUACCCACUGACUCAAACCAAAACCUGCUCACAGAUUCCACUCAGAGCAUACCCACAAGUAGCACGAAGUCUGCUGACCCCCAUCUCCCUCAGUCAGCACUUGCCUCAGAUGCAUCCAGGGAGGUGGAAGGGAACGGGGCCGUCAUUUUGGCCGACUCCCGGUGUCCGGAACCCCUGGGUGGGCCAAACCCAUACGACACAGACUGCAGUAGGAAGCUGAUCUCAGAGAUCGAGCGCACACUAUCCCAUGAGUCCCUGCUGGACGAGCUGGAAUCGGAGCUGAUGUCCUGCCAGAUGGUGGACGAGGACAGGAAGACUGGCUCCAGCCCUCCCAACGGGCUGCGCAACGAUGUGGGCUCUGUGACCGUUUUCGAAAAGUGUGUCCAGUACAAAUACAUGCAACAGGAGAAGGCCAUUCAAAGGCUAUUGGAUGACAACAGAAGGCACCAGGAGCUGAUCCUGGGAAUCUGCUCUGAAAAGGACACCAUGAAGGAGGAGCUGAAGAAGAGGGCGGAGACAGAGAAGCAGUACCUGAUGACCAUCAAGAAGUUUGAGACUCGGGUGGAGGAGCUGAGGAAGGAGCUGCAGGCCUCCAAGGACAGGCUGGUGUUCCAGGACAAUGCCGCCAAGAACGCCCUCCAGCAAAUGCAGAGGGAGAUGGCUUACCGGCUGGAGCAGGCCAACAGGAAGUGUGAGGAGGCGCGGCAAGAGAAGGAGGCGAUGGUGAUGAAGUACGUGCGGGGCGAGAAGGAGGCGCUGGACCUGCGCCGGGAGAAGGAGCAGCUGGAGAGGAGGCUGCGGGAGGCCAGCAGGGAGGUGGAGAAGCAGGUCGCCCGCGGCAACGUGCUGGCCCAGGAGAAGGGCCGUCUGCAGCAGCUGCACGAGGCCAAGGAGGGCGAGGCGAUCCGGCUGGCACGGGAUGUGGACAAGCUCAAGGAGGAGGUGAACUCCCAGGCCAUCAAAGUCAAAUGGGCCCAGAACAAACUAAAGAGCGAAACGGAUGCCCACAAGGAAACCCGGGACAAGCUGAGGGAGACCACCACCAGGCUCACCCAGGCUAAGGAGGAGGCCGAACAGAUCCGCAAGAACUGCCAGGACAUGAUCAAGACCUAUCAGGAGUCUGAGGAGAUUAAGUCUAAUGAGCUGGAUGCAAAGCUCCGUGAGACGAAAGGCGAGCUGGAGAAACAAAGACAGGAGCAGACUGACCAGCUGGAGGUGCACCGGGCAAAGAUUAAAGAGCUGGAGGAUCUGAAGAGGACCUUCAAGGAGGGUGUGGAUGAGCUGGGCACGCUGAGAACUAAGGUCAAGUGUUUGGAGGACGAGAGGCCCAGGACUGAAGAGGAGCUCUGCAAAUACAGAGAAAUCAUUAACCGGCAAAAGGCGGAGAUCCACAACCAGAGAGAGAAGCUGAACGCCGUGAGGAGUCUGGAGGAGCAGAGACUGAGAGACGAGCAGGAGAUGGCCUCGCUGAGAGGGGAGGUGGAGAGCCUGAACGCCCAGGCGGCCGACCUGCAGAGGGACAUCCAGGGCAGCCGCACGCGGGAGGCCGAGCUCCUGGGCUUCACCGAGAAGCUGACCAGCAAGAACGCGCAGCUGCAGUCGGAGAGCAACGGGCUGCAGGCGCAGCUGGACCGGGCGUCAGCCCUGGGCCGCGAGCUGGAGGCCGGGCUUCAGGAGAGGGAGAGGGCCGCGGCGGACCUGACGGGGCGGCUGCAGGCGGAGCAGCAGCAGAGGCAGGAGGACGUGCAGACGCUGCAGACGGAGAGGGCUGCUUUGCAGACGGAGACUGCGCAGCUGAAGACGCGCGUGGAGGAGCUGAGAGACGAGCUGGUCACUCAGAAGAGGAAACAGGCAGCCAACAUCAAGGACCUGACGAAACAGCUCAUUCAAGCUCGUAAGAAGCUGGACCAGGUUGAGAACGGGAGCUGUGACAGAGAGGCCAGCAGCAUGGGCAGCCGUUCCAGCUCUUCAGAUACCCCUUGCAACCAUGGCUGCGGACACCUAAGGCCAGCCCAUGUAGAGCAGAGGAGUGCUACAAUGCUGUACACAAACGCAAAAGGUUCCCUGAACGCCCGCGGCAGCAGCACGGACGACCGUUCGCCGGAGAACAACUCCGGCCCGUCGGUGGUAGUGGUGGACAGCUUCCCCGAGGUGGACAAGGCCGUGCUGGUGGAGCGCAUCGUGCGGCUCCAAAAGGCCCACGCCCGCAAGAACGAGAAGAUCGAGUUCCUGGAGGACCACAUCAAGCAGCUGGUGGAGGAGAUCAGGAAAAAGACCAAGAUUAUUCAGAGCUAUGUGCUGAGGGAGGAGUCGGGGGCGCUCUCCUCGGAGGCCUCUGACUUUAACAAGGCUCACUUGAGCAGGAGGGGGGGGAUAAUGGCGUCUCUGUACACCUCUCACCCGGCCGACAGCGGCCUGACGCUCGACCUGUCGCUGGAGAUCAACCGCAAGCUGCAGGCCCUGCUGGAGGACACGCUGCUCAAGAACAUCACCCUCAAGGAGAACCUGCAGACGCUGGGUGCUGAGAUCGAGAGACUCAUUAAACAGCAGCAGGAGCUGGAGGAGAGAUUGAGAGGAAAAUGAGCUGCAGCUUCAGCCUCAUCAAUGGGGCAAGGAGGACGAGUCAAAACCACGCCCUACCCCCAUUACAUCUCAGACACGGGCAGGAGGGAGGCCUCCAGUACAGCUCUGUCGCUCUCUCACGCUCACAUGUACAUGCACACACACACUCGCGCACACACACACACACACACUCUCACAAACACACACUCUCACACACAGACACACACUCUCACACACACUCGCGCACACACUCACACUCACCCACACACACACUCUCACACACACAGACACGCACACUCUCACACACACGUACACACACUCACAAACACACACUCUCACACACACACACACAUACACACUCUCACACACGUACACACACUCACAAACACACUCUCACACACAGACACACACACACACUCACACACACGUACACACACUCACAAACACACACUCUCUCACACACAAACACACACAUACACACAGGCAGCCUUGGUCCUGUUUGAGGGUCCCUAUGGGAAACCUCCAGGAGAUAACAGACAUGGAAUGGGAGUAAAACAUCUUCUCUCAUCUUAUCUCCUCUUGUCCUCCUUCUCUCGAUAUUUCUCCCUGUAGUUCCUCCCUAUGCUCCGAUUCUCUCCUUUCUCUCAGAUCUCUGUCCUCUGCCCUCUUUCGACUCCCUCCCUCUCCAUCCCUCUCUCUCUCUCUCUUUCUCUCUCUCUCUCUCUCUCUCUCUUUCUCUCUCACGUGAGGUUUUCGUUUUUCUGCUCCUUCCUGCUGCAUUUUCUCUGUCUGUCAGAAAAAGCCAAAUUAAGUACGGAGGCUUAGAAUUACCCAUCAUAUCAAGUCCUGUUCAAACCAUCUUUUAAAUUAUUAUUAUUAUUAUUAUUAUUAUUGUUGUUGUUAUUAUUAUUAUUAUUAUUAUUAUUAUGAAAUGAUGGUACCCUGCACUUAUCCAUCAAUAUAAUAAUGAAAUUAACAGACUUCAAACUAUGGACUGACUCGCUGUGUAGUGGAGUGUAACGCAGCACAGAAGUGCAUCUUGACUUCCAUAUUUCUGUUUCUCAUUGUACUAGUGCCAAUGUUGAAUGUACUUCUGAA